CUUUACAUUUACAUUUCAACACCUUUUGCUGAAUUUCCCCCUUCCUGACACAAUCUGCUCCUUCAAAAGGCUCACCAUCACUGCAGUACAGCUUAUGCUUAGCGCCUUGCAGCGGCAGACAUACUUACUACCCAAGGCAUCCUGCUACUCAACUUCCGUACUCUGCAAAAGGCACCUAGUUGCCCUCCACUACUUCUCUACAAGUCCCUCCACUGCUGCGUCCGAGAUGCCCGACUUGUCCGGCGCACCACCUACAUUGGGCAGCAAAGCAAAGCUUCAGUCACAGAGAGGAGGAGCAGGGCGCUUCAACCCGUCAGAGCGUGGUGGGAAUGGCAACGGGCGAGGUAGAGGCGGAGGUCACAGCCGAGGUGGAGGAAGAGGAGGCUAUCAAGGAAGCAGCGAAGGCGGUAGCGGCAACCGCAAUGGCCGUGGGCCAACGGCUACCAAUCCUCAACAUCCAGGACAUAUCCCUGGUUCCCUUGCCUCGCGGCCUCUCAAUGGCGUCUUUGCCAUCGACAAGCCCUCGGGAAAGACGUGCAUGGAGCUCCUCGACUCCCUCAAGGACCUCCUCGCCUACUCUCCCCUCUUCCGCAACCCAGACGGUACUCUCCCCGAGGGCAACGGAGGUAAUGCCUGGCGUCCCGCAGGAGGCAAGAAGAAUCUCAAGGGCAAAGCCGCUCCGCCCAAGAUCGGGCAGGGAGGCACCCUCGACCCGCUUGCCUCGGGAGUGCUCGUGAUCGGCUUGGGCAGCGGUACGAAGCAAUUGCAGAAGUACCUAGACUGCGCAAAGACGUACGAGACGACGGGUCUGCUCGGCACUGCUACCACCAGCUAUGACUCGCAGGACCCGGUCAUGACACGUGCCCCGCACUCGCACGUCACAGAGGAAAUGGUUCACUCCCUCGUGCCCUACUUUACCGGUCCGUUGCUGCAGUAUCCACCCAUCUACUCGGCGGUCAAAAUGGACGGAAAGAGGCUCUUCGACUAUGCUAGACAGGGUUUAGAGCUUCCUCGCCCCAUCGAAGCGAGGGAGAUUGAAAUUGUGCACAUGGAGUGCUAUGAUUGGCUCAAAGGUGGGGAACACCCGUUUGUCGCGCCGCAGAAGGAGGUGACGGCAGAGGAAAAGGCACUGCUUGGGAGAGUCAAGGAGAUCGUUGACAAAAGUACGGGUGGAAGCAGUACAACUGCCACUGGGCCCCGACCGGGAGGAGGUAGUGCUCCUGCCACGUCCUCCUCCUCGACGGUAGCACCUGCAGAAGCCGAAGCCGAAGCCUCCACUGCGCCACCUGCUACCUUAGGAGAAGUCUCCAGCUCCACUCCCCCCGACCCCGAGUCGCACCUCCCUGCCGCAGCCUUCAAACUACGCAUGACCGUCUCUUCUGGCACCUAUGUCCGGACCAUCGUGCACGAUGUUGGUCAAGCGUGCAAUUCCGCUGCGCACGUGGUAGAGCUGAGAAGGGUAAGACAGGGAGAGUGGGGAGUGCCGCUGGCGCCUAACCCGGUGAGGAGCACCGAAGAGGCGGUGAAGGCGGAACAGGUGGGACAAGAAGGGUCACUUGAGGAGGGCGCUUCUGCUGCUACUUCGGCAGCACCAGCGUCAAAGACGACUACGACAGAAGAGCCGCCUUCAUCCGCACUCGUGCUAGAAGACAUGCUCGGAGAAGCCGAAGGCUCCUCCUCUGCAGAUCAACCCAUGGAAGCCCCACCAGCAGAGGCAGAAGCAGCAGCAGAGCUUGCAGCAGCAGCAGCAGAUCCCGAACCUCUGCCUUGUCUUCCCUGGUCCCUCUUCCUAUCCGCCCUCGAGGAGCAGAGCAAGGAGAGUGAUCCCAAUGCGCGCAAUUUCCGGCGGAAGGUCGCUGGUGGUGGAAAGGUGGAGGGAGUGGAGGGUAAACAGGAUCAGGAUAUUGAGGAGAAGACCGAGGGAGAGGUGGAGCCAGUGGGAGGUGUGCAAGAGGAGGGUCCGGAGUUGAGGCAGUGGGAGAAGGAGCUCCUCCGCGUCUUGCAACCUUGCUGAAGAACUUCGAGAUUCAGGCGAGCAGAAAGAGGGAGGUGACGACUGGAAUAGAAAUGCUUUUUUUUAUACAUCGUCGAGUACGAAUGGAUAUAUAUAUCGAGAAGUCCCC
Microstroma glucosiphilum is the source of this 2123-nucleotide messenger RNA. Its product is annotated as pseudouridine synthase. Gene Ontology annotation, cellular component: mitochondrion. The coding region runs from base 227 to 2014 and encodes 595 amino acids. Gene Ontology annotation, molecular function: RNA binding; pseudouridine synthase activity. Gene Ontology annotation, biological process: tRNA modification; mRNA pseudouridine synthesis. The record is from RefSeq and is a predicted model, not a curated record. Lineage: Eukaryota; Fungi; Basidiomycota; Exobasidiomycetes; Microstromatales; Microstromataceae. The transcript has a single exon.